This is a messenger RNA of Lates calcarifer (barramundi perch), 1621 nucleotides long. RefSeq names its product cytochrome P450 2F2-like. Gene Ontology annotation, biological process: xenobiotic metabolic process. Lineage: Eukaryota; Metazoa; Chordata; Actinopteri; Centropomidae. The record is from RefSeq and is a predicted model, not a curated record. Gene Ontology annotation, molecular function: heme binding; oxidoreductase activity, acting on paired donors, with incorporation or reduction of molecular oxygen, reduced flavin or flavoprotein as one donor, and incorporation of one atom of oxygen; iron ion binding. Gene Ontology annotation, cellular component: cytoplasm; intracellular membrane-bounded organelle.
GCAAAUUCAGGAUGAAUUCCAGGCAAAAGGUUGACGGGCUGACAAACAACUUUAUGUAUUUGCAUCUUCAGACGAUCUUCCCUGCGACGUAGACCUUUGCUCAAUUGGGAGGGACAAAGAUUGUUAUUUUGUUUUGAGGAACAUUAUGGAGUUUUCUGGCACGCUGAUUUUAGCAGGGCUUAUCAUGUCCUUACUGUGGCUGUUCAGCCUGAAGAGUCGUAGACAAGUUUGUUUACCUCCUGGACCCUCCGGCCUGCCUGUCAUAGGAAACCUGCACCAGCUGGACAAAAGAGCACCGUUCAAAACUCUGCUAAAGCUCAGUGAAAGCUAUGGCCCGGUGAUGACUGUGUAUCUGGGCCGUCAGCGUGUCGUGGUUCUGGUGGGGUAUGAUGCUGUGAAGGAGGCACUGGUGGACCAAGGAGAAGACUUCACUGGCAGAGGACCCAUUCCUUUCCUGUUUAAAGUGACCAGGGGCUAUGGUUUGGCGAUCAGUAACGGAGAGCGCUGGCGGCAGUUACGACGUUUCACACUCACAACUCUGAAGGACUUUGGAAUGGGACGCAAGGGGAUGGAAGAGUGGAUCCAGGAAGAGAGCAAGCACCUGGUGGCCCGCAUUGAUAGCACCAAAGCUGCACCUUUUGAUCCUACCUACUUCAUGAGCUGCACCGUGUCAAAUGUCAUCUGCUGCUUGGUGUUUGGUCAGCGCUUCAGCUAUGAUGAUGAGCAUUUCCUCCACCUUCUGCAGAUAAUCUCAGAAGCCCUGAAGUUUGGCAGCAGUCCCUGGGGUCAGCUGUAUAAUGUGUUCCCUCGGCUGAUGGAAUGGCUACCAGGUCCACAGCAUACACUCUUUGCCAGAAUUGAAGAGCUAAGGGAGUUUAUUACAAAAAAGAUCCAGGAACAUGGGGACACGCUGGACCACAGCUCACCCAGAGAUUACAUCGACUGCUUCCUCAUUAGACUCAGCCAGGAAAAGCACAUUCCCACAACUGAGUUCCACUAUGACAACCUGGUGUCAACAGUGUUGAACCUGUACCUGGCAGGAACAGAAACCACCAGCUCAACUAUCAGAUUUGCACUUAGUGUGCUGAUCAAAUACCCCAAAAUACAGGAGAAUAUGCAAAAGGAGAUUGACUCUGUGAUUGGACAGGAGCGUUGUCCUUAUAUGGAGGACAGGAAGUCCCUCCCUUUUACAGACGCAGUUCUUCAUGAAAUUCAGCGUCUGAUGGAUAUUGUCCCCAUGAACAUCCCUCACUAUGCAGUUCAAGACAUCUCUUUCAGAGGUUACACAAUUCCCAAGGAUACAAUUAUUAUUCCCUUGUUGCACUCUGUGCUGAAAGAGGAAAAACAGUGGGCAACCCCUUGGUCCUUCAACCCCCAGCACUUCCUGGAUCAAAAUGGAAACUUUAAGAAAAAUCCUGCAUUCCUGCCAUUUUCUGCAGGAAAGAGAGCUUGUGUUGGAGAGUCCCUUGCACGCAUGGAGAUUUUCCUCUUUCUGGUGUCACUUCUGCGGAAUUUCACCUUUUCUUGCUCUGGAGGACCUGACAGUAUAGACCUCAGCCCUGAGUUCAGCAGCUUCGCCAAUGUACCUCGCAGGUACCAGAUCAUUGCCACGCCACGGUGA